UCAGGAGGAAAAAAGGGUUGUCUUGUGAUGGUGGGGCGGGUCAACUGUAUUGGGUCUACACAGCUAGCCGUCGCCUAUUCAAUGUAUUACUGAAAAUUGAGAGGGAUAAAAGUGGAGGGGGUGAAACAGAAAUAUGGCGAAUGUUGAUGGAGAUGAAAUUUGUCCGGCGUCCCCCUCGCUGGUUGCACCGUCGUCUCGAAACGGAUCCGGUAUUGGUUCAGCUGCAGUCAGUCCCGAAGGCCAAACGGCGACCACGAUUACAUCGGGUCCACGGAUGGUACGAAUUGUGAAGUCGGAUUCUGGCUAUGGAUUCAACGUUCGGGGACAAGUUAGCGAAGGAGGGCAACUACGGAGCAUUAACGGGGAGUUGUAUGCCCCUCUUCAGCACGUCAGUGCUGUUUUGCCGGGAGGGGCAGCAGACCGAGCUGGUAUCGUGAAGGGAGACCGGAUUCUGGAAGUGAACGGCAUCAGUGUGGAGGGUGCCACGCACAAGCAGGUGGUGGACCUGAUCCGGGCCGGCGAGCGGGAGCUGGUGCUGGCCGUUCUGUCUGUGCCGCCCCUGGAGGCAGACGGGCUGGACCAGGGAGACGAGGCCGGCGGCCAGACCUGCUACGACUACAGCGACAAGCAGGCCGUGCCCAUCUCCGUGCCCACCUACAAACACGUGGAGCAGAACGGAGAGAAGUUUGUGGUGUACAAUGUGUACAUGGCCGGAAGGCAACUGUGCUCCAAGCGCUACCGGGAAUUUGCCAUCCUGAACCAGAACCUGAAGAGAGAGUUCGCCAGCUUCGGUUUUCCCAAAAUUCCCGGCAAGUGGCCCUUCUCCCUGUCGGAGCAGCAGCUGGAUGCCCGUAGGAGGGGUCUGGAGGAGUACCUGGAGAAAGUGUGUUCGGUGAGGGCGAUCGGGGAGAGUGACAUCGUGCAGGAGUUCCUGUCCGAGUCGGAUGAAAACUAUAACGGCGUGUCAGACGUGGAGCUGCGUGUGGCUCUGCCAGACAAGACCACCGUGUCUGUGAGGCUGCCCAAGAACAGCACCACUGACCAGGUGUACCAGGCGGUAGUGAUGAGAGUGGGAAUGGACAGCAUCACAGCCAGUUACUUUGCCCUGUUUGAGGUCAUCAACCACUCCUUCAUGCGUAAGCUGGCCCCCAACGAGUUCCCCCACAAGCUGUACGUGCAGAACUACACCUCGGCCGUCCCGGGAACCUGCCUCACCCUGCGCAAGUGGCUGUUCACCAUCGAGGAGGAGGUGCUGCUGAGUGACAACCAGCUGGCCAUUCACUACUGCUUCCACCAGGCCCUGGAUGAUGUGAAGAGGGGAUUCAUCAAAGCGGAAGACAAGUCCUACCAGCUGCAGAAGCUGGCCGAGCAGGGCAAGAUGGUUAUGUACCUGAGCAUGCUGCGCUCGUGUGAGGGCUAUAACGAGAUCGUGUUCCCACACUGCUCCUGCGACUCCCGCCGCAAGGGCCGCGUCAUCGCCGCCAUCGGAGUGCGCCACUUCAAACUGCACGCCUGCACCGAGGAGGGCACCGUGGAGAACCAGGUGAUCGUGUUUGAGUGGGGGGAGAUGCAGCGCUGGGACACAGAUGAGGAGGGCAGCUUCUGCUUUGAGUAUGCCCGCGGGAGAAGAAAACCGCGCUGGGUCAAGAUCUUCACCCCAUACUUCAAUUACAUGCAGGAGUGCUUCGAGAGGGUCUUCUGUGAACUCAAGUGGAGGAAAGAGGUGGAAGAGGAGGCUACCGACAAGGACAACAAGAACUGCAGCAAAGAUGAAUACCUUCCCUCCGUGGAGGCUCAGAAGGGGUGGCGGCACGUGGGGAGCGAGAUCGCCACUUAAAAACGGACUCAACGCAACCGCAACCGCAACCGCAACGUCACCAUCCACAAACCGCCAAACCCGAGGAGAUCACGAAGGUGGGAGAGAGAGACGAACCGCUCCAGCAGGACCGCAAAUCCCAGAAACCCCCCUUUCCCCCCCCCCCUCCCCCCUCCCCCCUCCCCCACGCGUGCGGAGAAACCCAAAACCGCAAAGGGGGGCAUACGCAUCGAGCCUUCAUUACAUCAUCAAGUUUUUAAUGAAUUAAUAAUCGUUAGAAUCCUCCAUACGCCACUUCGCUUCGUGGGCUGGACUCGACGUUGUGAUGUGUUUUUGUGCAUUGUGAUUGGUCGAGGAGAAGGAGACCGCAUCCGCCGCGACGCGGCCGGUCGGCCGGCGGAAUCGGGCCGGUGGUUGAGAGGAGACCUACGUCUGCAGUGCGAUUGGUCGAGCGGAAACCGGCCUCUUAACGCGAUUGGUCCAGGUCAUUGUGAAUAUGUACAUCUUAAACUUUGGGACUCGCUUGGCAUAGGGAAGGAGAGAUGGACGUGUUGAGAUGAGGGAAGCUUUCACGGAGGCUGGAAAAGAUGGAGAGAAAAGAGGGGGGGAAAAAAACCCCCAAAAUCCUGUCAUCCCCGUGAAAGUGCGUUAAAGGCAGAAUGGAGAGAUAACAGAAUUCAGAAAUGACAUGAAUGGUGGGAGGGAGCCUUGGAAACUUCUUCUGAAAUUGUAAAGGAAAAAAAAAAGUAGA
Molecule: messenger RNA, 2567 nt
Organism: Conger conger (European conger)
Lineage: Eukaryota; Metazoa; Chordata; Actinopteri; Anguilliformes; Congridae
Gene: snx27a
Product: sorting nexin 27a
Biological process (GO): signal transduction; intracellular protein transport
Cellular component (GO): early endosome
Molecular function (GO): protein binding; phosphatidylinositol-3-phosphate binding
Source: RefSeq, a predicted model, not a curated record